ACAUGUUAGUUGGUUGAAGUGUGCCGAGUUUUGUUUUCUUAUCCCUCCUGUUCAGUGAAUAAUUUGGAGGGGCUGUCAGCCAAUAGAGAUUAAACUUAGGCUACACACCAUAACGAGCCGGAUCCGCCCCAGAGAUUUUCCCUGUCUGCCAAAGGCUCUGCUGCUUACCUCAGCUGUAAAUGUCCUGCUUUACUUACUCUGGAAGAGGCUUUAAAACUUUGUGAAAGGAGUCCGAUAGGAUUUGAUGAGACAGACAAGCGCAUUUCUGACUGCCAUACUGAUGUGAGCUGUUGAGGCAUGACAAGCAAGUAAAGCAGGCUUUAUCACAGACAGCGCACCAUCCCCAUGAUUAAUCAUAUUCGCAUAUGGCAAUCAACUCGAAGAUGGACAUCUGGAGGCUCUUGUCGUCCCACCUUCUGUGAAGCUGUCGGCGCUCUUCCUGACACCCGGCGCUCGCUGGAGAGGCGGCAGUCACGCAGGAUGGAGGACUCUAGUUUAUGUCUUGGUGUAUCGUCAGUGGUGCCUGACGCCGAAGCCCACCUGAGCAAUGCUGUUCUAAACGGCCGUUACCCAAUCAGUCAAAAGCUUCACCAGCUCACUGCCCAGUUAGGACACGCCUUUCCCGACCUGCACCGCCCACAGCAGAUUCCCGAAGAGAAGGCGGCCACGCCGUUGGAUGAGAAGACACACCACGCAGCCCUGGCCAGUCAACCAAUCAGCAGCCAGAUGGCUCUACUAGCCAAUCAGCUCAAUCGAGACAUAGACGCAGGGGCACUGAGUGGGUUAAACGGGCGUGUCGACCUGCAGCAGUUUCUCAAUGGGCAGAACUUGGGCAUCAUGUCCCAGAUGAAUGAUAUCGAAGACGAUGCUCGCAAGAACAGGAAGUACCCGUGCCCACUGUGUGGCAAGCGCUUCCGUUUCAACAGCAUCCUGUCUCUGCACAUGCGCACACACACGGGAGAGAAGCCAUUCAAGUGCCCCUACUGUGACCACAGAGCGGCUCAAAAGGGCAACCUGAAGAUCCAUCUCCGCACCCACAAACUGGGGAACCUGGGAAAAGGCCGUGGCCGAGUUCGAGAAGAGAACCGGCUGCUGCACGAGCUCGAGGAGAGAGCCAUCCUGAGAGACAAGCAGAUGAGAGGGAGUGGCAGUCUCCUCCAGACCGCUCAGACGCCACAUCUGGGCCCCAACAGCAGCUCAAACACCCAUCAGCAGCAGUUAGGGUCAACCUGCGCCCCCACCCAUUCCUCCGGGCUCGCCACUCCAGACACAGUUUCUCAGCCGUCUUCCUCACCCAAGCCGGCCGGCGCUCAGGACGACCAGUCUCUGAACCCUACUGUGGGCUUCCGCUGUACCUUCUGCAAAGGGAAGUUCAAGAAGCGCGAGGAGCUGGACCGUCACAUCCGCAUUCUCCACAAGCCCUACAAAUGCACUCUGUGCGAGUUCGCCGCCUCCCACGAAGAAGAGCUGAUAAGCCAUGUGGAGAAGGCCCACAUCACAGCCGAGACCACGCAGGGCCAGGGUUCUGGUGGCUCCGGGGGCAUGCAGAUGGCCACCGAGUUUCGCUGCGAGGUCUGCGGCCAGGUGUUCAGCCAAGCCUGGUUCCUCAAGGGCCACAUGAGAAAGCACAAGGAGUCCUUUGAACACUGCUGCCAAAUCUGUGGCCGUCGCUUUAAGGAACCCUGGUUCCUCAAGAACCACAUGAAGGUGCAUCUGAAUAAGCUGGCCAUCAAGAGCAAGCCACCCCAGCCCAGUGAGCAGGACAUGGCCGCCGUCAACAGCAUGAGCAAUCUGGCUCAGGAAGCCCAUGCCAACCUUUAUUCCCGCUACAUCUCCUGUCUUCAGGGAGGCUUCCUUUCACCAGACAAGCAGGGCCUCAGCGAGCAGCACCAGAUGUUGGCUAAAGCGGGGAUAGCCAUGAAGGAAAAGGAGAUGUUAGGAAAGCUGCUUGGACCCAUGGCAGGUGCAAUAGGCCACGGGCUAGGUGAAAACGAGAAGCGCUCACUCCUUGGCUGUCUCAACCUCGUUCCACCGCUCAAGUCGAGCUGCAUGGAGCGCCUCCAGGCGGCUGCAAAGGUGGCAGAGAUGGACUCGAUCAAUAGCUACCAAGCCUGGCAGAUAAUGGCUCGUGGAAUGGCUAUGGACAGGGCUUUCAUGCCCAAGGAUCAGCAGCAGCAGCACCAUAUAACCCCGGGGCAGGAAGAUGAGAUGGCUGGUGCGGGCUCCUUGGCUUCCUUCUCAAAGGAGAAACAAGACUACUCCUUGAUUGCUUCCGGUGAUAGCUCCAAGCAGAAGCAGCUCUCCGAGGCCCUGCAGGGAUCCAAGGCUUCCAGUGGAGCAGUGAUGUCCAUGAAGGAGGAUGGAAGAGGCUUUGACGGUCACCGUGAUCUCAUGUCCCACCACGGUAGUGCUGAGGCUCCUGGAGCCCUGGCUGGCUUGGGAAGCCCAAACAUUGACUACAGCCUCUCCGGCCUGUCCGGCCUGAAGGAGAAGCCUUCAGAGUGCCCAGACUGCGGACGUGUCUUCAGAACCUACCAUCAAAUGGUCGUCCACUCGCGAAUCCACGGUAAAGACAGGCGAGGCAUUGACGAGGCACUUCAGCAAGGACUGGAUGAACGCCGUGGAUCGGCCAGUGACCCCGAGUCCCAGUCCAUCAGCCGCUCCACCACUCCCGGUUCAUCCAAUGUGACAGAGGAGAGUGGCGUUGGCGGGGGACAUUCCCAGACAGGAAGCAUCCAGGACGACAGCCCCCAUCCCUCCUCACCAUCUUCAGAUGUUGGCGAGGACUUGGUGAAGACAGCGGGGAGUAUCCAGCCGCCUCUGCCCCAGCAUCGAGAGCGCUCCCUGGGCUCGUCCUCCAAGGACUGCCCUUACUGCGGCAAGUCCUUCCGCACCUCCCAUCACCUGAAGGUCCACCUGCGGAUACACACAGGAGAGAAACCCUACCGCUGCCCUCAUUGUGACUACGCCGGCACCCAGUCUGCCAGUCUCAAGUACCACCUGGAGCGCCACCACCGCGAACGUCAGAACGGCUCCACCACGUCAGGCUCCUCCUCUGGCCACACCCCUUCUUCUGACCACAAAGAGGAUCAUGGGAAGACGGGCGGAGGCAUCUUUGCCCGACCGGACGUCCUCCGUAAUGUUUUCAAGAGCAUGCCCCCCAACCUGGACUUCAGAGCAGGGCCGCUGCUGCCGCAUCAGUGGGCAUCGGCUCCCAUCGUGUCCUCUCACAACCGGGAUCGUGACUGUGGGGACCGCCGCUUUGACUCCGCCUCUUCAGCUGAGAACACGAAGACUGCCGAUGGACCUUCCACCAUAGUCUCCGCGGACGGCGCCGCCAGCUUCUCUGACCUAAGCCGGGCUUACCAAAGCAUGAUGGGAAACGGAGUCCACUUUCAGGGUUCUCUCCAGGCUUUCAUGGACAACUUUGUCCUCAGCUCCAUGAAGAAGGAUGUGAAGGACAGCCAGAGUCCAGCCCAGCUCCAGGCCCAGCGCUACCAUGACAACGGCGAGCCCAAAGCCAAGAGGGCCGCCUCCGGGGAGCAGGACAGAGAGGAGAAGCCUGAACCCAAACAAAACUCGGAGCCGGGCAAACCCGGGUCCCAGUACGAACCGCUCGAUCUGUCUGUGUCGGUCCGACCCGAGUCUGCAUCCGGAUCACUCCCUGGCACCUCCGUCACCAUUCACGAUAACGUGGCGUGGCACGGAUGUCUCUUCUGCUCCUUCUCCACUUCCUCAUUGGAGCUCAUGGCUCUGCACCUCCAGGCCAACCACCUGGGCAAAGCCCCUCUGCAGCACGCCGACGCAGGCAAGGACGCUCACCGAGAGGGUUCUCCGACCACCUCCACCCUUCACUCCUCCAACACCAAGGCCUCGGGCAUGGCCCCGGAGAGAGAUGGAGACAGAGAUGGAGAAAAAGGCCAGGGAGGCUGGAAUAACCACAUGGAGCAGCCAUAUAACCCCUUCCAGAGUGAAUUCUACAGAAGGUUUGGCGGCUUGUAUGAUGGAUCUCCAAGAGUCAGUCAGGGCAUUCAGGGGUACAUAGCCCAAGCAGACCACGGUCUGGACCUGCCCAGCCAGGUCUUCGGAGGGGCCUCUUCAGCCGGCCCUGACCAGAUGGGCGACAGGGGCUCCUGUGGAGAUGCUGAAGAUGACCAAGUUGGAUCUGAAGACGAGGCUGGAAAAACCGGCGUGCGCAGCACCAACGAGACCCCGUCGACCACACCCAAGAGACGGCAGCAAAACCACUCUGACGAAGACGAGGAGGAGGGAGGAGUGGCUGAAGAAGAGGAGGAAAGAGACGAGGAUGGGCAGAUGGACGUGGACAGAGAGGAAGAAGGAAGUCCCAAACAGCUCCAAGAUGAUUCCGCUCUGCCCCUGAGGAGCGGAGCGGCCAUGGCGACACCGUCCUCCGCCAUGACUCCACUUUCUCUGGUUCCUCCGCCCCAGAACCAGACUCUGCCGCUGGAGAAACAGUGGCAGCAGGGCUUGGGCCUCCUAACCCCCGGAGGUCCACCAGGACUGUUGAAGGCGGAGCAGCAGACCCACCUGGAGCAGCAGAUGAACAUGCUGUCUGUCCUGAGAGCCUACAGCAACGACAGCCUCCCUGCGUUCAACGGCCUGGGCGGCGGAGCGGGCGGGGCGCCCCCGGGGGGCAUGAAGAGGUCGGACGCACCUGGCCGCAGACCGUUCAGGUGCAGUUACUGCCCCUACAGCGCCUCGCAGAAGGGCAACCUGAAGACUCACGUGCUAUGCGUGCACCGCAUGCCCUUUGACAACAGCCGCUACCCCGACAGACGCUUCAAACGUUCCCGCCCUGACCGUGACGCCCCGGAGAACAGCUCUGAUGAUGUCACAUCGAACAACUCUAUGACGGGAGUGGACCGUGUGACACAUGAGCGGGAGUGACGGCGCUCUACAGACAGACCGGUCUGCACAAAGUAACCGUGUGUGUUAUUAGACGCCUGUGAACACUUACUAGGAAAACACGAUUAAUCAGCAGUGAACACACUUCCUGUAAAAACCCAGAGCAGAACGCAACACGCCGACCGAUAAUGGGGAUGAUGGCGUGUGCGUGGGGGGGGCAUUGGUACCAACCUGACUGCUGCUGUCAUCGCAGAGGAAAUAAUUCAGAGGUAACCGGACGCUGGACGCUACGCCGAGGGAUCCCAUCAGCUGACCUGAGCCCCUCCCACACACACACUUCUCCAUCCUUCCCUUCACUCUCCCUCAAACACAACACAAAUCAAUCAGCGGCUUAUUUACAGCAUCCAUUAGCCAACAUCAAGGCUGGAGGUCACCUUACCACACCAGCGAAGGACCAAGACUCAUGACAGUUUCAGUUUUGGACUCUGAUCAGUGCUGGGGGUCUGAGAUAAUGGUUAUGUCUCUGAUUAGGAUUGUUCUCCAAGCCGUCACUCUGUUUGAACGGGUCUCACUGUGUCUCUGGAUAUGAGUCCUUAGAGGGGAAAGCUGACGUCGUGAAGUCAAACGUCAUUCUUUCAUUUUUUUACGAGUAAAACAGGAAAUGAGCCUUUGUUGUUCUUCACUGUGCCGGCAGCUGUCGGUGACUGUCGGCCGAGGAGGAGAAGGAAAGCGUGGCGCUCGCUGUCAUGGCAGCGGCUUUGGGUUCGUAAUGUUUUUCUGAUAAAGAGAAAUGAUCGGGACUUUUACACAAUCAGUAUCUCCCAAACACACACACAGGAGGACUCAACCCCAGGGUCCUAGUGCCCAUGGUGUUUACACUACACACACACACACACACACACACACACACACACACACACACACACACACACACACACACACACACACACACAGGACAUUACAUUCAUUCAAACUCAGUCACAUGACUCCCAAAACGAGCUUUGAGGGAAAAGGAACUGAAGCGUUCGCUGAUCUUAUUGUGCUGAUCACAAAGUGCGGCGCCAAGUUGUGCCAAGUUGUGCCUCGCCGCGGCACCUUUGAAGGUCAUUGCUCUCCGUUUGCAGUUCUCAGUUUUCACAGUGUCAUUUCCACCCGGCGAGGAAUUUGUGAGUCUUCGCAGUCACGUCGGCGUCAUCUGUGCUGCGAAGGGUUUUUAUCACAGCACCAUACAAGUUUCACGCUUAUGACUGCGAGCACGUUUCCCUCACAGCCAGUGGUUGCUCACUGGUCUGUAGGCCCGACCAUAAACCGAUUCAUGUUACAGGUGAUCUGUGUCGCCAGGAAUGAAGAUAGGUUUACAGUGUGGCACACACAUGCAGACACACAGUGUGUGUGAUGAAGCAGGAGAGAGAAAAAGGAUGUGACAGAAGUUGAACACUGAUGUGAUGCAGGUGUAACUCGAGCAGGACGUCAGCCGUCACUGCCCUCCAACUGAGAGCCACGUAACGUUCCCGUGAUGUAGUCUGAGCUUUAGGUUUCCGUACAUUACUCUGUCCUUGGUGGCUGCAGCUUUGUACACGUGUAUGUGCUAAACAUUUAUAUCUAUACACAUUUAUAUUAACAUAAAGUCAGCAGGGGAAAAGAAGUUUGUAAAGAGUUCACAUUCCAGUUUCUGGCUGGAGUUCUCGGGCUUUUUGCGAAUCGGAACAUUUUCAUCAUGUUCAGAUGAGGCAAUCAUUUCUGGUUUCAGACACUGGAAAAUGCCAUUUGUUGUCAUCCCUCUGUGACUUAUACUCUUUGUCCACGCCUGAGAAAGAUACGCCAUUUUCCCCUCAGCUGUAAUCCUAAAAUAAUCCAUUCCAUUGUCCCCGUGCUGUUUCAUCUCUGUCAAGCUUCUUAUUUAAGUAGCACAUGCAGUUUUGCUCACUUAUAAUCGCCGGUGCUAGAGGAGAAAAAAGAUGAACCCAUUAUAUCCCCCGCAGCUCUGUAGUGUCCACGUUCCUGAAGGAAGAAGAGCUCUUUAGCCCAGAGGAGGCGAUGUGAGGAGAAGGGGUUUGUUGCAAACUAUGAGCUUAUACUCACAGUAGAUACGUCUGCAUUUAAGAAACAGAUAUUUAUUCUUGCACAUCUGUCAGAGAGAAGAUGAAACUCAUUAAAGAGGUGUAUCAAACAUUUGUCUGUUUACUCUUCCUGCGUUCUAGAUGUUCUGAUGUACUUUGAAGCCAUGAGAUUUAUCUGAUGUUUUUUUUGCAAUAAAACCUCUACCUCUGGGAAUCACGUCCUCUCAGUUUGGAUCCCUUCCCUUCAGAUCAAUCACACCGCUAAAGGAGAUGAAGAAGCGUUCCGACUGUGGAAUGACUGCACACACCUGAAGCGCUCGAAUGCUUCGCUCAAAUCAAAGCGACGAGUCUUAAAAUGGACCCUAAGAAGCAGAAAUAUGACCUGAGAAUGCCGUUUGCUUGUAAGUGCUGGCUCUUAUUGACUCACUCAUUACAUGUGAAAUCACAGGAGCAGUACAAAUAAAGGCUUUAAUGUCCCAACAGGGACGCAUGUAGGAAACCCAGGGGAACCAAAAAUAGCUGGGAGAGGUGGUGCAGAGAACACUAAAAGCCAGUCUACGACCCCGAAAGCAUCUCUUUGAGGCUAUACUGAGGCACACUGAUGCUUUUCCUUCAGGCAAAGUUUACCACCUUGUGUUCAUGACUAAAGUCAAAACACAAACGAAGAUGGAAACGCUUGGUGGGAUUGGCUGAUAAACUAGAAAUCCUGACGUAGUGGUACUGUUGCAGGCUCACACAGGUCCAGCAGGGUUAGGCCAGGGUGUAGCAAAGACAGUCUGAAAUUUGGUUGGUGCAACCACGGUCACCUCCAUUGACUGAUUAUAACAAAGCCCCGUCAAGACCAGCUUCAGGUCAGCGUGGAGAGCUCAGUGUAGGCCCCUCCAUGUCUAUCAAAUUCAGUUCAGUUUAUUUUUAUUUAUAUAAAAGCCUGAAGGCGCCUUAUGUUGAAAGGAAAUCCCAACAAUCAGACAGACCCUCAAUGAAUAAGCAUUUGGCGACAGCGGGAAGAAAAACCUCUCUGUAAGAAACCAUCAGGAGAACCAAGCUCAGGGAGGGGGCAGACUUCUGCUGCAACCGGCUAGAGGGGUACGCUUUGGGCCGUUAUGUUAAAGAGGGAACACACAUGCUGCUGUGGAGGCGGCCCGUGCUGGGGAAUAGCCACACGACGCACGUGGAGUGUGGAGUUUUGAGGGAAAAUGAACCGAAGGGUUUACUGAUGUUAUCGUGCCGACCGCAGACAGUCCUGCGUUUAUGCUUCUGCAUCAUAAAAUCCAGAAACAUAAAUAAAUGUAAUUAAAUAAAAAAAUCGUUUUUCAUGAAAACUACAACAACUCCAGCAAACAUUCAAGUGCAUGAGGCCUUUAAAAUGUGCUGCGCCGUUAUUUAACAGUGCAGUAGAUGCUGUUGUAGGUUAACCCCUACAACAGCUCCCUGAUGUUAUAGGGGUUAACCACCGGUUCUAAAGUGAAAGCUGCCAGGAAACGUCAGAGAACCAAUGCGGUAACACCUCACCGAAAAGCCCCCGCCCACUGUCGUGUGGGUAAAAACAUGUAGGAAAAGUGAAGCGGCUGCAUCAAAUUCACCAUCAGGGCUUCUCAUUGAUUAAAUGUUAGCCACCAGAUGAAAGUCCCUGUCCUCCUAACACCAAAUUAAGAAAGAAGCACUGAUUUCUGUCAAAUACAUCUGAAGUGUGCUGAAGCAGACCAAACCCAGCAAACAUGCCCGUGUGGACCCACAGCAGGUGGCCGUGUAUGCCCACACAGCUGACUGCAGUUUUGCCCUUUUGGAAAUUCCAGCAGGGAUUUCUGUGGGCAAAGCAUUCAUUGUCCCGUGUGGGUUAGCCCUGCAGAUCUCCUAUCAGUUUUCUGGGGUGUCCCUACAUUAGCCCCAAAGCGGCAUGUUUGCUAGAAAAUGCUGGGAAAACCAGUCAGCGCAGCAACAUUUCGAACCCUGAAGCCGCGCUGCUAUUGGUUGACUGGAAAAACAUCUAUUUCAGCGCACCUUGGCCGACCGGCAUUCAGCUGUCUCUCCAGAGUCCCACCACAGCCUCAGACUGCUGCUACUGCUACUUCCUGUUCUUAGUCCAGUAGCGCUGUUUACACCGAGCUCAUCGCGGCUGGGGAUAACCCGGCUUCUCCCAAGAGUCUUUGAUCUGUUGAGCCCAGGUUUGUUUCUUUGGCCUCACAGACUGGCAGCUGUAACUGAGAGCUAUAAAAAUUUAAAAAAUCAACGUGUCAAACAUUUGGCUGAUGCAAAGUCAGAAGAGACGUAAAAAUACCUGCAAUGAAAGUACAAAAAAAAGGGGGAAAGCCACGCAGCAGCUGAAUUUGAAAUGUUGUCCCCAGGAUGAGUGCUUUUUACUGUUAAUGGAGAAAUAGAGUGCGUGGCAUAUUUAAUGGGUUUUGUUUUUAUUGUACAGCACUGAAUAAUUAACUGGGAAGCAGCAUGUCACAUAGAUUUAUCUUUUAAUUAAAAUAACGUGGUUCACGCAUAUUUGAGUGGUAGUCCAAAUAAAUGCAAUAUCCAAAUUUAUGUUUUGUUUAUCUUCCUGUUAAUUAUGCGGAGAUUGUUCACUGUACAGCCCUUCAUAUCCCCCCUCCCUCUCCCCCUGUCUCCGAGUAAUAACCAGUCAGGUUUUAUUAAUUUAUGGAUAAUUGUGGCUACACGAGUAAGGUGCAUGGCAUCAAACUGGCUUAUUCUUAUAAAGUGAGAUGAAUGUGUGGGGGUGGCUGAUGCCUCCACAAGACAACAAUAAAGAGAAGAACAUUUUUCCAUCCUCGUCUUCAGGAUUACGCUAAUUUCUAAUAUCCGUUUUCUCAUUAGAGCCGAGACAAGAGCAAACAAGGACCGCCUCCUCAGACGCCACUUCAUGCAGUGAAAUCAUCCCAGCAGAGGACACCCAGUCCCAGCGUGGCUCUCGGUGGUCUGUCUAAAGGAAGGAGUUUUGUCAGCGAGUCCAUGAAACCUUCAACUGGUGGCAAAAAGCAUCACUUUCUCUGUGGUCCACAUGGUGUUAUUUUCCUUAUUUCCUGGCAUUUAUCUUAGUAUAUAUAUUAAUAAAUAUUUACGUCUCACAUAUGAAAUUUGGCAACAACAACAACAAAAAAAAAAAAGUACAAAAACCUUCAGAGUUCAUGAACCAACAUCAACACGUGAGACACACCUUAAUACUAACAGCAUGUCUCAGAUCGACAUCAUUACAAAGCUUACUACGAUGCACAUCUGUUCCCGCCUUAAUCAGCCUGGAUGGAACUUCCAGGGUGAUCCUUACAGUUCAUAUCUAUUAUAUUUGGUAGCUGACCUCAAAACUAACAGUGACAUUACAUGAACAUGGCCACCCCUAUUUUUAGUGCAGUAGAACUGGAAUGUGAUGCCAUGCACAUCUGUAAGCAGGUGAUGCUAACAUUGCUUGUAAUCGAUUACUUUGUGUUACAUGAUGGAUAUGUAGCCUGCAAAGAAGGAUAAUAAACUUAUUUUUUGGUGUUUACGGACAGAGGUUUAAGUCAUCUGUCCAUAAACAGAGAUAACAACAUUAACAGACAUGUCUGUGUUUUCAAACAUGAGCUGACAGGGCAACA
Molecule: messenger RNA, 10504 nt
Organism: Haplochromis burtoni (Burton's mouthbrooder)
Lineage: Eukaryota; Metazoa; Chordata; Actinopteri; Cichliformes; Cichlidae
Gene: znf536
Product: zinc finger protein 536
Biological process (GO): regulation of DNA-templated transcription
Cellular component (GO): nucleus
Molecular function (GO): RNA polymerase II cis-regulatory region sequence-specific DNA binding; DNA-binding transcription factor activity, RNA polymerase II-specific
Source: RefSeq, a predicted model, not a curated record